This is a messenger RNA of Actinia tenebrosa (Australian red waratah sea anemone), 684 nucleotides long. Its product is annotated as ATP synthase subunit d, mitochondrial. Gene Ontology annotation, molecular function: proton transmembrane transporter activity. Gene Ontology annotation, biological process: proton motive force-driven ATP synthesis. The record is from RefSeq and is a predicted model, not a curated record. Lineage: Eukaryota; Metazoa; Cnidaria; Anthozoa; Actiniaria; Actiniidae.
CACGCUCACUACUCUUGUCGGCCAUCUUGGAUAAGAACAGGUUGUUGUAUUUGUACUUUAGGUAGAAUUUCUUGCAUUAUGGCUGCAAGAAGAAUAGGCCAGUACAUCCCAGAUUGGGUCAAAAUAAGUGCACGUGUACCUACAGAAGCUAGAGGUGAUAUGGGUCGUUUUAGAGCCGCUUAUGAGUCCCUCAAAACGAGCCUGGAAUCUGUCCCUGCUAAGCCAGAAACCAUUGACUGGGAAUUUUAUGGCAAGAACGUGUCUAAACCUGGAUUAGUGUCAAGCUUCCAGAAAGCUUAUGAAGCUGUGACAGUACCAUAUCCAAAGGACACCAAGUCUGAUCUGAUUGCUAAGAGAGAGAAGGAAAUGGAAACAAUGUGCGAACAGCUGAAAAAGGAAUCAUUUUCAAGAAUCAAGGAAUAUGAAGCAGAGCUUGCUCUGGUUAAAUCUCAAAAGCCAUUUGAAGCUAUGACUGUUGAGGAAUAUUUACAAGAUCACCCAGAUCUGAGAAAGCAAGCAGCAGAAGAAAUGAAGCAGCAUAUUUGGAAGUAAUCUGAUUGGGCAUGGAUUAUUUUGCACCUCCAUAAUACAAUCUAUCACUAAUAUUUGUCUUAGUGUAACAUUGAUAGUAUUUUGACAAAGGUGUGCCUUUCUAAAGUGUGAAUAAAUUGAAGGUUGACAUUA